Olea europaea var. sylvestris is the source of this 4506-nucleotide messenger RNA. RefSeq names its product probable phospholipid-transporting ATPase 8. The record is from RefSeq and is a predicted model, not a curated record. Bases 501 to 4085 code for a protein of 1194 amino acids. Lineage: Eukaryota; Viridiplantae; Streptophyta; Magnoliopsida; Lamiales; Oleaceae. Gene Ontology annotation, biological process: phospholipid translocation. Gene Ontology annotation, molecular function: ATP hydrolysis activity; ATPase-coupled intramembrane lipid carrier activity; ATP binding. Gene Ontology annotation, cellular component: plasma membrane. The transcript has 12 exons.
AUAAGAGCAUUCCAUAAAAAAAAACAAAAGAAGUACUCGAUACGGCUAUAAUCUCCUGCUUCGCACACAGCUUGUUUCUUCUUAGCCAACUGCUUCUAGUUCUGCUGUAGUCUCUCUCUCUCUCUCUCUCUCUCUCUCUCUCCCUCCCUCUGUGGCACACGUGUAUACUGAUUGCUCACUGUGUGUGAGGCUGCGAACCAAUGGCGGAAGGAAGUGAUGGCUGGAGCUUGCUGUGAACAUUUUGAAAUGAAGUUCAAUGUCUAAGAUUUAGAUGUGUAUUGAUAGCCUGAGCCAGGAUGGUUAAAUUUGGAGUUUUGGUCAAAUUUUUUAUGUGUUUGAGGUUUCAUUCCUUCACGAAUGAAACGCUUACCUGAUGACUGACGUGAUAUUCUGCUCUAAAUUCUGCUAAAUCUUGUUCAUUGAUAAGCAUCUGUUACUUAGAUUUAAUGCCUAUCCAUACAUGCUAAAUUUAUCCAGAGGAAAAAGGCAAUUUAAUAGAAAUGACUGGUGAUCGGAGGAGUGGGAUACAUUUUAGCAGACUUUACUCAUUUUCGUUAGUACGUUCAAUUGUCAGAAAUGAGCAUAGCCAAAUUGGGAAGAAAGGUUAUUCGAGGGUUGUGUAUUGCAAUGAUCCUAAUAAUCCAAAGCAGCUUCAGCUUAAGUAUAGUAGUAAUUAUGUGUCUACGACGAAGUACACGGUGCUCAAUUUUGUUCCCAAGUCGUUAUUCGAGCAGUUUCGGAGGGUUGCAAAUAUUUAUUUCCUUCUUGUAGCUUUACUCUCGUUUAGUCCUCUGGCAGCUUAUUCAACUUCCAGUACUCUUGCUCCAUUGUUGGUGAUGAUUGCAGCAACAAUGAUAAAGGAAGGGGUUGAAGAUUGGAGGCGAAUGAAGAAGGACAUUGAGGCUAAUAAUCGGAAAGUGAAAGUUUAUGGUAGAAAUCAUAAUUUUGAAGAAACCAGGUGGAAAAAAUUACAAGUCGGCGAUCUUGUCAAGGUAGACAAAGAUGAAUAUUUUCCUGCAGAUCUGUUUCUGCUUUCGUCGAGCUAUGAGGAUGGGAUUUGUUAUGUUGAAACUACAAAUCUAGAUGGUGAGACUAAUCUCAAGGUGAAGCAUGCUUUAAACGCUACAGCUGGUCUGCAUGAUGACCAUUCCUUUCUGCAUUUCAAGGCAUUGAUCAAGUGUGAGGACCCAAAUGAGGAUCUUUAUUCAUUUGUUGGAACCCUGUUUUAUGAAGGUCAGCAGCACCCACUUUCUCUACAACAGUUUCUUUUAAGAGAUUCUAAACUUCGGAAUACAGGCUAUGUCUAUGGUGUGGUUGUUUUUACUGGUCACGAAACAAAAGUUAUGCAGAAUGCUACAGAUCCUCCUUCUAAGAGGAGUAAGAUUGAGAGAAAGAUGGAUAAGAUAAUAUAUAUCCUUUUUAGUAUUAUGAUUUUAAUAUCAUUUUUUGGUUCUAUUUUUUUGGGGAUUGAGACUAAGAAUGACAUUCGUGAUGGGAAGUUAAAGAGGUGGUAUCUCCGACCAGAUAAAUCAACUUUCUUAUAUGACCCAAAAAGAGCAGAACUGACUGCGUUCUUUCAUUUUUUGACUGGACUUAUGUUGUAUGGAUUUUUGCUACCGAUAUCAUUGUACGUGUCCAUUGAAAUUGUGAAGGUUUUACAGAGUAUAUUCAUUAAUCAAGACCAAGAUAUGUAUUAUGAGGAAACUGAUAAGCCAGCACAUGCUCAAACAUCUAAUUUGAAUGAGGAACUUGGUCAGGUAGGUACUAUACUCUCUGACAAGACUGGUACACUGACAUGCAACUCAAUGGAGUUUGUUAAGUGUUCAAUAGCGGGAAUAAGUUAUGGACGUGGAAUGACAGAAGUAGAGAGGGCUCUAGCUAAGAGAAAAGGGAAUGUGCUACCUGAGGAUGGAUAUACUUCCCCUGAUAUACAAAGCUUUAAUGAUGAGUACAUGGACUCAGGAAAAUCAUGCAAAGGUUUCAACUUCAAAGAUGAGCGAGUUAUGAAUGGUAAAUGGGUUCAUGAAUCUCAUGCACAUGUAAUACAGAAGUUCUUUAGAGUUUUAGCACUUUGCCAUACAGCCAUUUCGAACAUAGACCAAGAAACAGGAGAAAUAUCAUAUGAGGCUGAGUCACCAGAUGAAGCUGCCUUUGUCAUAGCUGCAAGGGAGCUUGGCUUUCAGUUUUAUGAAAGGACGCAAACGACCAUCUCUUUGCAUGAACUAGAUUAUGAGAGUGGCCAAAUAAUUGACAGCCACUAUGAUUUCUUUUCUCUUUUAUAUUCUUUCUUCUUAUUCCUAGUUCGUGGUGGGGUCCAGACAGCUAACUCAAGCAACAUGAACUCAAGUUACCAAUUAUCCACCCAUCCUACUCUUAUAUGCUUCACAGCCAGUUGGAAAAUUCGUAUCCAACCAUUUGGUAAAGGGGAAUUUACCUAUGCAUUUGAUAUUGGUGUCACCAGUUACAUCUACCAGUCUAAAAAAUUUGGCAUGUCUCUGAUUAUCAUUCGUCCUGAGGUAACUGAGAUGUGGCUCAGCGAAAGCCUACAAAACCAUUGUAUCAUGCACAAUGGGGAAUUUGACCAAGGAAAACUAAUGAAGAGAGUUUCAAAUACGAAACACAACUUUGUUUUACGGAAAGAUGUUGUGGUUUCAAGAGAACUUCUAUAUAUUUUCAUGAAAAAAAUUAUAUCAGAUUUGGAAUUUAAUUCUAAGGCUGUCCUGGGAAUUUACCUGCAUAAAGUUUACUUGGCUGUUAGAGUACUCCUGAGAGGCAUUACAUCUGCUAAAUCUCAAUGGAGGAUUGUACCUGGAAAUGCAAGCUCUGUCCCCCUCACACUAUAUUUUGAAUUAGGGGCUUUGGAACGGAUCCACAUCGGGAAGAUAAAGAGAAUUGCAAACACUCAUAUCGAUGGUUGUGAGACAGCAGAUGAUGUGGGAGGUCCCGGUUCUUUUGGUUUGAUAAUCGAUGGAAAGUCAUUAUCUUUCAUUCUCGACAAAAAUCUGGAGCAUGCAUUUUUUGAGCUUGUGAUUAAUUGUGCAUCUGUGAUAUGCUGCCGCUCCACACCUAAACAGAAAGCUCUUGUUACGAGAUUGGUGAAAAUGGGAACAGGCAAGACAACAUUAGCAAUUGGGGAUGGGGCAAAUGAUGUAGGCAUGCUUCAAGAGGCUGAUAUUGGGGUUGGCAUCAGUGGCGUAGAAGGCAUGCAGGCUGUGAUGUCUGCUGAUAUUGCCAUAGCGCAGUUCCGGUUUCUCGAACGUCUGCUGUUGGUUCAUGGUCACUGGUGUUAUAGGCGAAUAUCUAUGAUGAUAUUCUACUUCUUCUACAAGAACAUUGCUUUUGGGUUCACUCUAUUCUGGUUUGAGGCAUAUGCUUCCUUCUCUGGCCAACCUGCUUAUAACGAUUGGUACAUGUCACUCUACAAUGUAUUCUUCACUUCCCUUCCUGUGAUUGCUCUUGGAGUUUUUGAUCAGGAUAUCCCUGCUCGGCUUUGCCUUCAGUAUCCUUUGUUAUACCAAGAGGGAGUGCAUGGCAUGCUCUUCAGUUGGAUGCAUAUUCUUGGCUGGAUGUUAAAUGGUGUUAUUAGUUCGAUAUUCAUCUUCUUCUUCACCACCAACUCUGUCCUACAUCAGGCUUUCCGUAGAGAUGGCCAUGUUAUUGAUUUUGAGGUACUUGGAGUUAUGAUGUAUACUUGUGUCAUCUGGACCGUGAACUGUCAAAUGGCACUGUUUGUUAACUACUUCACUUGGAUCCAUCAUUUCGUCAUCUGGGGUAGCAUCGCCUUUUCUUAUGUAUUUUUACUGGUCUACGGCGCUAUGUCGCCUAUAAUAUCAACAACCGCCUACCAGGUUCUUGUGGAAGCCUGUGCUCCAAGUCCCUUCUAUUGGUUGGCAACACUUCUUAUUGUUGUUUCCACUUUAUUACCGAAUUUCAUGUACAGGGCUUUUCAAAUUCAGUUUCAUCCUACAUACCAUGACAUUAUUCAAAGACGAAACUUGGAAGGUUCGGAGACAGCUGAGUCACAGAAGGGAACAGCUCGCAUGAAGGAUAAAUUGGGAGACCAAGAACCAUUGCUGGCUCAAUAAGUUUAACUUCUGUACAUGCAGACUUGCCCAGCGAGAUGGAGACGAAGGUACAGGAUAAAUGUUUCAAGAAUUUAACUUCGAGGCCGUAGGUUGUAGUCUCGAGCCUGUUGCUGUAGGUUUGCUGGAUAGACAGCAGGCAUGUAUUUCAAAUACUAAUUACAGUGAAUAGGUAAAAUGGAACUUAGCUGAGAAUAGAAACUUCGCAAUUUCUGUAUUUUUUAGGACUUGGAAUACCAAGAACCAUAGCUAAUAUGAAUCAACGAAUUAUUGAUUCUAUAUAUUUGGGUAUUCAUAGCAUCUACUAAUAUUUAAGUUUGUAUCUUCAUUCAUGUUUCUGCCAUGUAUUAAUCACCCUAUAUGUAUUUGUCUAAAUACCCAGGAAAAACGAAAGGGGCAUACUGUCACCGUGAAAUUGUCUUUU